GAUGUUGAUUAUGAGGCUACCUUGACUACCAAACUUGCUAUUGCGAAUAAAGUAUUUGCUCAAGAGAAGGAUUUGAUUCUUAAUUCCAGUUCCUUCGAGAAAUUUUUUUCUGAGAAUCAGGAUUGGCUAAAACCCUAUGCUGCCUUCUGUUUUUUACGGGACUUCUUUGAAACAUCAGAUCACAGUCAAUGGGGUCGGUUUUCUCAUUUUUCAAAAGAAAAGCUAGAGAAACUCGUCUCCAAAGACAGCUGUCACUAUGACAUAAUCUGCUUCCAUUAUUAUAUCCAAUUUCAUUUGUAUGGACAACUGUCAGAAGCUGCAGAUUAUGCAAGAAGGAAAGGUGUAAUAUUGAAAGGAGAUCUACCUAUUGGUGUUGACAGAAACAGUGUGGAUACCUGGGUCAAUCCAAAUUUGUUCCGCAUGAACACAUCCACUGGAGCUCCUCCAGAUUAUUUUGAUAAAAAUGGGCAGAAUUGGGGUUUCCCUACCUACAAUUGGGAGGAGAUGUCGAAAGACAACUAUGCAUGGUGGCGUGCUCGUUUGACACAGAUGGCAAAAUACUUUACCGCUUACAGAAUUGAUCACAUUUUGGGUUUCUUUCGUAUCUGGGAGCUCCCAGAACAUGCCAUGACUGGGCUUGUUGGGAAAUUUCGACCUUCCAUUCCACUAAGUCAGGAGGAACUUGAAAGAGAGGGCAUAUGGGAUUUUGAUCGCUUGAGUCGCCCAUAUAUUCUGCAGGAAUAUUUACAGGAUAAAUUUGGAGCUUCAUGGACUUUUAUUGCCUCAAAUUUUCUAAAUGAAUAUCAGAAGAACCAUUAUGAGUUUAAGGAGGACUGCAACACUCAGAAGAAAAUUGCUUCCAAGCUGAAGUCAUUCGCAGAAAGGUCUCUGUUGCAGGAUGAAGACAAGAUACGGCAUGAACUCUUUGAUCUUAUACAGAACAUAGUUCUCAUAAGAGAUACAGAAAAUCCAAGGAAUUUCUAUCCUCGUUUCAAUCUUGAAGAUACUCCAAGUUUUAAUGAUUUGGACGACCACAGCAAAAACGUAUUGAAAAGAUUAUACUAUGAUUACUACUUCCACCGGCAAGAAAAUCUGUGGCGGGAGAAUGCUUUGAAAACGUUACCUGCUCUGCUUAACUCAUCAGAUAUGCUCGCCUGUGGGGAAGAUCUGGGGCUUAUUCCUUCUUGUGUUCAUCCUGUGAUGCAAGAACUAGGAUUAAUAGGUUUACGCAUUCAGCGCAUGCCCAGUGAACCUGAUUUGGAGUUUGGUAUUCCUUCUCAAUAUGGCUAUAUGACGGUAUGUGCUCCGUCAUGCCAUGACUGCUCAACCUUGCGUGCUUGGUGGGAAGAAGAUGAUGAAAGAAGGCAGCGAUAUUUUGAGAAUGUGGUGGGGUCUGACAUGUCACCACCUGCUCGAUGUGUUCCAGAGAUUGCACAUUUCAUCUUAAGGCAACAUGUUGAAGCUCCAUCAAUGUGGGCCAUUUUUCCGCUUCAGGAUUUGUUAGCGUUGAAAGAAGAAUACACAACACGCCCUGCAAAAGAGGAGACGAUCAAUGACCCCACAAAUCCCAAACACUAUUGGAGAUACCGUGUACAUGUGACAAUGGAGGCUUUGAUCAAGGAUAAUGAACUCAUAUCGACCAUCAAGGAUCUUGUCCGUUCGAGUGGAAGAUCAUAUCCGGCAGUACAAGCUGAACAACAACCUAGUCAGGAAUCAGCAGCAGUUGCAGGUACAGAGAAGCAGAAAAUGUCCAGCAGCAAAGAUAAGGUUCACCCGGCAGCGUCAUUGAACGGAGUUCCACAGAAGGAGAUCGUGGCUGUUCGCUGAUGGUGUUCGUGUAAUGUGAAGGAGCUUAGUUAAUAAGCAGAAAAUAAGCCGACUGUCAACAAGAAUCUGCAUAUUGUGUGCUUGUUGAAGUCUAGUUCUCUUUCCACGACCAUCCAAAACCUUUUAACAAUAAAUAAUGGAAUAAAAAAUAAUGGCAGUACUAAUGUGUUGAACUAUCAAUACCCUAUGAAAUAGAUUGGCUGGCUGGCUUAACAAUGCUCUCUAUUUUGGCAGGUUGUCAAUUUUUUUCUCUUUUUUUUUUUUGGGGGAGUUGUUAUUGACACUUUAAAAUGUUAUUAAGCAUCAUUUUAUAUAUAAAAUUCUCUUGUAUUUGGAUAAAUAAUAACUAUUUUGGAGUA
Messenger RNA from Pyrus x bretschneideri (Chinese white pear), 2186 nucleotides. RefSeq names its product 4-alpha-glucanotransferase DPE2-like. Gene Ontology annotation, biological process: carbohydrate metabolic process. The annotation marks the transcript as partial. The transcript has 14 exons. Lineage: Eukaryota; Viridiplantae; Streptophyta; Magnoliopsida; Rosales; Rosaceae. The record is from RefSeq and is a predicted model, not a curated record. Gene Ontology annotation, molecular function: 4-alpha-glucanotransferase activity.